This is a messenger RNA of Oncorhynchus keta (chum salmon), 337 nucleotides long. RefSeq names its product guanine nucleotide exchange factor DBS-like. The record is from RefSeq and is a predicted model, not a curated record. Gene Ontology annotation, molecular function: guanyl-nucleotide exchange factor activity. The annotation marks the transcript as partial. Lineage: Eukaryota; Metazoa; Chordata; Actinopteri; Salmoniformes; Salmonidae. Gene Ontology annotation, biological process: positive regulation of Rho protein signal transduction. The transcript is spliced from 3 exons. Gene Ontology annotation, cellular component: cytoplasm; extrinsic component of membrane.
AUGUUACUGUAACUGUAGUUGAUGUUUUUUUGUCUCUUAUCUUCCAGAUGACAUCAUGCAGCAGGAGAGUGAUCGUCUGUUUGCUGCAGACAUCGAUCCUGACCUCAGGAAACGGUUUGCUUUCCUCUCAGGGGGUCGAGCUGAGAACGGCAGUCCCAUCAUCGUGUUCCCAGAAUUCCCUGCUUUUGACGAGCUCCAGGAGGAAGAGUUCCACAACGUGCUGACCUACCUGACCAGUGUGCCCAGUGUGACAGCGUCUGGAGUGGGCUUCAUCCUGGUCAUCGACCGCCGCCAGGACAGAUGGACCGCCGUCAAGGGGACCCUGCUACGCAUUGCA